Molecule: messenger RNA, 393 nt
Organism: Cetraspora pellucida
Lineage: Eukaryota; Fungi; Glomeromycota; Glomeromycetes; Diversisporales; Gigasporaceae
Source: the annotation of a GenBank genome assembly
AUGGCCGACUAUUACGAUAUUGAAAAAGAAAAUAUAGAUCAGGAUCCAACAAAAAAAGACGGCGAAAAAAAUGAUGGUGAAAUAAAAGAUACAUUGGGUGAUGAACCAAAAAAUAAAAAGACAGAUUUCUUUAAGCAUGAGGAUAAACCGAAACAUAAAAAGGUUGAUUUCUUUGGAAAAGAUGAUGAGACUACAAAUAACAAGACGGAUUUCUUUAAACAUGAAGAUGAACCGAAACAUAAAAAGGUUGAUUUCUUUGAAAAAGAUGAUGAAAUUGAAAAUAGUAAGACGGAUUUCUUUAAACAUGAAGACGAACCAAAACAUAAAAAGGCUGAUUUCUUUGAAAAAGGAACGAAAAAUAAAGCAUUGGAUUUCUUUCAAAGAGAAUAUUGA